GAGAAAAAAAAAAAAAGAAAGAAAGAGUUCAACUAUAAUAACACUCCCAAUUUCCAAAAUGCAGCCCAUGAAAGAAAACUGAAACCAAAACAGAGCUUUUUUUAAGGCAAAACGGUUCAAGUCACAACCUCUGGCACACAACCACUGCAUCCCUCCAGCUCCAAGCGUUCUCCACGCUCCAUGACCCAACAAAAAGCGACUCAAAACACGACACCAAAGGCGAGUUUUAAACAUUCUUUUACAGCAGCGACAGCUCUCGAGGCAUUCCCCCUUCCCACCGGGGCCCGCAGAGCCCUGACAUCCAGCCGGGACAAUGUUCCGAGCGGCGGCCAGCGCCGGGAGCCCGGCGGGCUGCGGGGCCGCUCAGCACCGGGCCCGCUGCCCGGGGCUCUGCCCGGGAUCCCCGCCCGGAGAGCGGGGAACGGCCCUAACGGCCCGCCCGGCCCGGCCCGCAGCUCCUCGGGGAUUUUCCUCCGGCGUCAGCCGCGGCCGGAGCUUCGGCCAGGCCCGGCGACCUUGAGGGGAAUCAGCGGGGAAAGCCAGCUCCGGCCAACAAAGGGCGGCCCCGCGGCGGCUCCGCCGGGCGGGCCCGGCCCCGCGCUGGCCGCGGCGCGCCGCAAGGACGGCGGCCCGGCCGGCAAGUUCUGGGAGAGCCCCGACACCGUGUCCCAGCUCGACUCGGUCCGCGUGUGGCUGGGGAAGCACUACAAGAAGUACGUCCAGGCAGAUGCUCCUACCAAUAAAACCUUGGCUGGGCUGGUGGUGCAGCUGCUGCAGUUCCAGGAAGAUGCCUUUGGAAAACAUGUCACCAAUCCUGCCUUCACAAAGCUUCCUGCAAAGUGCUUCAUGGAUUUCAAAGCUGGAGGUACAUUAUGUCACAUUCUUGGUGCUGCUUACAAAUAUAAGAAUGAGCAGGGCUGGAGGAGGUUUGACCUGCAGAAUCCCUCCCGGAUGGACCGGAACGUGGAGAUGUUCAUGAACAUUGAGAAAACACUGGUGCAGAACAACUGUCUGAGCAGACCAACCAUCUACCUCAUUCCUGACAUGGAGCUGAAGCUGGCCAACAAGCUGAAGGACAUUGUCAAGCGUCACCAGGGAACAGUCACUGAAGAGAAAUCCAAGGCCACCCACCACGUGUAUCCAAGUCCUACCUCAGUGGAUGAUGAUGAGUGGUUGAGACCUGUGAUGAAAAAGGACAAGCAGGUGCUGGUACACUGGGGCUUUUUUCCAGACAGCUACGACACCUGGGUCCAUGCCAGCGAAAUCGAGGCGGAAAUUGAGGACGCGCCGAUCCCCGAGAAGCCCUGGAAGGUUCAUGCCAAGUGGAUUCUGGACACGGAUGUGUUCAAUGAGUGGAUGAAUGAGGAGGAUUAUGAGGUGGAUGAGAACAGGAAAUCCGUGAGCUUUCGCCAGAGGAUCUCCAUGAAGAAUGAGGAGCCCGUGCGGAGCCCUGAGAGGAGGGACAGGAAAGCAGCAGCCAGCACCAGGAAGAGGAAACACUCCCCCUCUCCACCCCCCACUCCUGUGGAGUCCAGGAAAAAGACAGGGAAGAAAGGGCAAGCAGCUCUCUAUGGCAAAAGGAGGGGGCAGAAGGAAGAGGAUGAGCAGGAGGAUCUCACCAAGGACAUGGAGGAUCCCACCCCAGUACCCAACAUAGAAGAAGUGGUACUUCCCAAAAAUGUGAACCCAAAGAAGGACAGUGAGAACACGCCCGUGAAAGGAGGAACCGUGGCAGACCUGGAUGAGCAGGAUGAGGAGACAGUGGCUACUGGAGGAAAGGAGGACGAGGACCCCAACAAGGGCGACCAGAGCCGCUCCCUGGACGCGGGGGAGGACAAUGUCACCGAGCAGACCAACCACAUCAUCAUCCCCAGCUACGCCUCCUGGUUCGACUACAACUGCAUCCACGUGAUUGAACGUCGUGCACUUCCAGAGUUCUUCAAUGGGAAAAACAAGUCCAAGACUCCAGAAAUAUACCUGGCCUACAGGAACUUCAUGAUCGACACGUACCGCCUGAACCCGCAGGAGUACCUGACCAGCACAGCCUGCAGGAGGAACCUCACCGGGGACGUCUGUGCUGUCAUGAGGGUCCACGCCUUCCUGGAGCAGUGGGGGCUCAUCAACUACCAGGUGGAUCCCGAGAGCCGCCCCAUGGCCAUGGGGCCCCCCCCGACCCCCCACUUCAACGUGCUGGCCGACACCCCCUCGGGGCUGAUGCCGCUGCACAUCCGCACCCCAGGUUCCAGCUGCCCAGCAGAUGCUGAGCUUCCCUGAGAAGAACAAGGAGAAGCCAACUGACCUGCAGAACUUUGGCCUUCGCACAGACAUCUACUCCAAAAAGACUCUGGCCAAGAGUAAAGGUGCAAGUGCUGGCAGAGAAUGGACAGAGCAGGAGACACUGCUGCUGUUAGAGGUGAGUUCAUGA
Passer montanus (Eurasian tree sparrow) is the source of this 2425-nucleotide messenger RNA. RefSeq names its product SWI/SNF complex subunit SMARCC1-like. Bases 181 to 2274 code for a protein of 697 amino acids. The transcript has 20 exons. Gene Ontology annotation, molecular function: protein binding. The record is from RefSeq and is a predicted model, not a curated record. NCBI's taxonomy places the organism in Eukaryota, Metazoa, Chordata, Aves, Passeriformes, Passeridae.